AUGCGUUCCCUCUUCCUGAUCAGUUUCCUCUUUGGCUUGGCUUUGGCCUUGCCGGAAUCACAGCUCUCAUCCUCAACCCCGGCUCCUGAAGGAAAUGGAACCUCCGAUGAGGCCGAGGUACCUGCCUUCUCGCCCUUCAGUCUGGGCGAUGGCAAGUACGCCAUUAGCACCUUUGCCAAGGUCAACUGGUUCCAGGCCCAGGCCACCUGUGCCGCCUAUGGGUACACGCUGGUGAGCAUCACCUCGGAGACUGAUCAGCGCAUCCUGCGCAACUUCCUCUACACCUACGCCCGGAACCAGCAGGACCUGCUGGUCGAUCCGCUCUGGACCUCCGGCACCGACCUGGCCAGCAACAACAACUGGGUGUGGUUCAGCAAGGGACGCGCCCUCAACUAUCGCAACUUCCAGAACGGAUAUCCCACCACCAAUGGUUACCGUCACUGCGUCAGCAUCAACGGAAUCACCGGACACUGGGUGAACGAGGAUUGCGGCGAACAGCGCUACUUCAUUUGCGAGAAGCGUUGUGAGUUUAACGACGACCUUAAUUAACCUAAAGACUUGCGAAAUUAGUCAAAAAACCAUUUGGUGUUGGUUAAUUAAAGAAAGAGCAAAAUAAGUGCAAGCAAAUAACGAAAAUGGGAAUGAGUUUUUAAUUUGAAAAUAAUUGCCUUAAAAACUGUAAUAAAGAAAAAAUCAAUCAUCGUUGAGUUCAAUAUAA
Molecule: messenger RNA, 718 nt
Organism: Drosophila takahashii
Lineage: Eukaryota; Metazoa; Arthropoda; Insecta; Diptera; Drosophilidae
Product: lithostathine
Biological process (GO): biological process involved in interspecies interaction between organisms
Cellular component (GO): external side of plasma membrane
Molecular function (GO): carbohydrate binding
Source: RefSeq, a predicted model, not a curated record